Molecule: messenger RNA, 1240 nt
Organism: Pelodiscus sinensis (Chinese soft-shelled turtle)
Lineage: Eukaryota; Metazoa; Chordata; Testudines; Trionychidae
Source: RefSeq, a predicted model, not a curated record
UAUUGCUGUAGCCAUCUGGGCGCACCGGGAGCGCUGCGAAAAUGCAGGAAAAGCCCCGAGAAAAGCGGAGGGCGCCUGGUGGUCGGGAGUAGGGAGCAGCCUGACCCGGGGAGCAGCCAGGGGACGCAUCCGCCCGAUUGUAAAGUUCAGAGACGAUCCAGCCAGGCAGAUCAUGUGACUGAAGAUGAACGUUCUUUCAUUCUGUAGUAGCUCUGCAGUCAGCUCCUCUCUGCCUGGUUUGAUCAUUUUCUUCAUUACUUAUCACAUUCAGAAGCUGGAAUCAGCUGAGUUCACAGUGAUGUGUCCUGCUCAUCCUGUCAUGGCCACUGUGGGUGAGGCCAUCGAGUUACCCUGUCACCUGUCCCCCAGGAUGAGCGCUGAGAACAUGGAGGUGAGAUGGUUCUGGUCGGACUUCCUUUCCUUUGUGCACCUGUACCAGGAUGGGAAGGAUGAACAUGAGCAGCAGAUGACAGAGUAUCGGGGAAGGACGGAGCUUUUGAAAGCCGGCCUCACGGAGGGCAAUGUGUCCUUGCGGAUUCUUAAUGUCAAACCAAUGGAUAGAGGACAGUACCGCUGUUUGGUUCGAGAUGGUAUUUUUUAUAAAGAAGCCCUGUUGGAACUGAAGGUAGCAGUUUUAGGCUCCAGUCCUCUCAUCUCUGUUCAGGGUCACCAGAAUGGAGGAAUCCGGGUAGUUUGUCAGUCGGCCGGUUGGUACCCAAAGCCUGAGAUGCUGUGGAGGGAUCACAUCGGGCACCUUUUAACAUCACUAUCAGAAGCAAUAUCUCAGGUGGACAAUGAUCUGUUUAGAACUGAAAGCUCUAUUAUUAUGAGAGAACAUGCAAACCAAAGCUUGUCCUGUUGCAUCAGGAACACCUUGCUCAAUCAAGAAAAGGAAUCGACAAUUCAUAUAGCAGAUUCCUUUUUCCCGAGGGUGAGUCCCUGGAUGGUGGCUCUCAUUUUCAUCCUGCUGGUUUUGUUUGGUUUCAUGGGCCUCACUGUUUAUCUGUUUAAAAUAAAAGGGAAACAGCAUCAAGAAAUUGGGAAACAGCGUCAAGAAAUCAUUGAUCGGGAUACAGAAAUUGGGAAACAGCGUCAAGAAAUCAUUGAUCGGGAUACAGAAAUUGGGAAACAGCGUCAAGAAAUCAUUGAUCGGGAUACAGAAAUUGGUAAGUGUUGUGUUCUUUCCUCCAAUGAGGAAAACUUUUGUAUAAUUAUGUCCCCUCAUAAGGGUGUCUAUUAA